AUGAAGGCACAACUAAAGGUUCGAAAAUCAAUGGAAACUAAGGGAGGUCCGGGAGUUAGUGCCGUAUUUUUAAACAUGGGUGAUUUAAUGGAGUCCUCCUUUGUGGAUUUGCAAUACGACGGCUUAAAUCGUUCUUACAACCAAGCUGGUGAUCGACAAGAUUACAAUCCUAUUAGCAGAAUUUGCGAUCAGCCAUUUAG
Messenger RNA from Funneliformis geosporum, 200 nucleotides. The record is from the annotation of a GenBank genome assembly. NCBI's taxonomy places the organism in Eukaryota, Fungi, Glomeromycota, Glomeromycetes, Glomerales, Glomeraceae.